AGUUUGGGUUUUGGUUCCUAUUUGUUUACAGCUUUUGUAUUUCUCAUCAGAACUGGCCAUGUCAUCUGACAGCAAUCCUAACGCUACGACAAAGCUAAGUCGAAACGUGCUACCCAAAGGGAUUACCCCUUCUGAGUACUGGCUUCACAUCAUUCCAAAUUUUGAUGACUUUACCUUUAAGGGAAGCCUCAGGAUCUACGUACACACAACAGAGGAUGUGUCGAUCAUAAAACUCAAUGCGUUGGGCCUCACUUUUGAUAAGGUGACCCUUAAGAAAGAACAGCCGGCGCAGCAAGGGGAUUCUGCAGAGCACCAAAUCCAGCUUGGGAAGGUGUCAAUGGACGAAGAAAAUGGGGUGGCGACUAUCCCCCUUGACGAGGCCAUGCUUCACGCUAACGAAGCUGCUUAUCUUUCCAUCCACUACACAGGCGAUAUUAGCGACAAGUUGGCGGGAUUCUACCGCAGCAAGUACCAAACCUCGGACGGCCGCAAUGUGUACCUGGCGACGACGCAGUUCGAGGCCGUCGAUGCGCGCCGCGCCUUCCCAUGCUGGGAUGAGCCCGCCCACAAGGCGGUGUUCCACAUCACCAUCACGGCGCCAUCGCAUAUGGUGUGUAUCUCCAACAUGCACGAGAUCGCUCGUGACCCUGUCCCCAGUGAAGCAAACCAAGCCCCCGCCACUACGUACACUUUUGCGCCAAGCCCCAAGAUGUCUACCUACCUUGUCGCGUGGACGAUAGGUGAAUUGGAUUCAAUCCGCGCCACAGUGCAUCUUCCCAUGACACCAGAGCAGGAUACGAUUGUGUCAGUAUACACACCAAAAGGCAAAUCUUCGCAAGCGCAGUUUGCGCUAGAUGUCUCCGUGCGUGCGUUGCCAUUCUACGAAGCCUUUUUCGAGCAAGGCUACCUUUUGAAAAAGAUGGACCUUGUCGCAAUCCCCGAUUUUGCGGCAGGUGCAAUGGAAAAUUGGGGCCUUAUCACGUACCGCGAGUCGGCCUUGCUCUGCGAUGAGCAUUCCAGCUCGGCACAUCGACAAUGGGUAGCUAUCGUUGUUUGCCACGAAAUAGCCCAUCAGUGGUUCGGUAACCUGGUAACCAUGGAGUGGUGGAAUGAGCUUUGGUUAAACGAAGCUUUCGCUACUUUCAUGCAGUAUAUGGUGGUCAACAAACUUUUUCCAGAGUGGAAUAUAUUUACGCAGUUUGUUCAGACAGAGUGUAACAAUGCUAUGGAACUUGAUGCCAUGUUAAGUUCACAUCCUGUCGAAGUGGAAGUAAAUAAUGCUCAGGAGAUUGAUGAAAUUUUUGAUGCCAUUAGCUACUGCAAAGGUGGAAGUAUUGUACGAAUGAUCAUUGAUUAUAUCAGUGAGGAAGCGUUUCAGCGUGGUAUUUCCGCCUAUAUUCGUCAUUUUAAGUAUGGUAACGCGAACACAGUGGAUCUGUGGAAGUUCCUAGGUGGAGGAGCCGGCAUGAACUUAACUCCGAUUAUGGAAUUUUGGACCGGCAAGCAGGGAUUUCCUUAUCUACACGUAAAGAAACUUGAAGAUAAUUCGACCACAGACGGCUCCGCUGUGACACUUGAAAUCAUCCAAAAUCGCUUUUUGGCAACAGGAGCAGCUACGGCAGCAGCGAAUGACACAAUCUGGAAGAUUCCACUGCUUAUUCGUACCCCUGACGAACCUAGCGAAAAGCAAGUACUUGUGAACCAGCAUUCUGUACAAGUAAUUGUUAGGACAUCCAGCUGGAUCAAGGCUAAUAGCCGCCAAACAUGCUUCUGUCGUGUGCUAUAUGACAAUACACUCCUGGACGCUUUGAAGCCCGCACUCCUUGAAAAGGCACUUCCAGGGCUUGAUCGUCUAGGCAUCGUGAUGGAUUACCACGCCUUUGCGCGCGGUGGCUACGUCCCAACGGCACUGGUUGUGGGACUUGUAAAAGCAUUCGCUGAACAUGAGGAUGAGUUCGCAGUAUGGUCAGCAAUUGCAGACUUUGAAAGAAGUGUGCGCCUAAUCCUCUCCAGUCGUGGUGAGUCAGCUCAGGAGAAACUCAACACUUAUUGUCAUUCCCUGUACUCCCGUGCCAUGCAACACGUGGGGUAUAUCCUGCAACAUGAUGAAGCGCAAAAUGUAGCUCAACUCCGUUCCUUGAUCUUCACGCGUCUAACUAUUUCUAAAGAACCAAGAGCUAUGGAAGCUGCGCGCCAAAUGUAUGCAAAUCGUGAAAAAGUUCCUAUUCCAGCUGACCUUCACGAAGCUGUGUACACAGUCCACGUCAAAGAUGGCGGUUUGACAGCAGUCGAUGAAAUAAAGAGCUUGAUUGCCAACUCAACAGACGCAGUGGAGCGGUCUCGAUACCUAAAGGCUCUCUCGGCCAACUGCCCUAAUUCCAUUUCUGUUUCUGCACUCUUCGACUACUGUUUUUCUAAAGAAGUAAAAACCCAGGAUUCGAUUUACUUGCUUGCUGGGAUUAUGAGUAAGAGCUACUUGGUAAAAGACUAUGCUCAAGAAAUUAUGAAGCGAUGGGAUCACAUAAUUAAAACGCUUCCAGGUCUUAUGGUUGGGAGAUGCAUCAGCUACGUGGGGUCAGGUGCUGAUCACAGCGUCGCAGCUGAUCUUAAAACCUUUUGGGAAACCCGUGUAAGUGAAAAAGAUAAACAGAUUGUGUACCGCAGCUUUCAGAAAGGACUCGAAGCGUUGGUGAAUAAUGCCAAUUGGGCUGAUAGAGAAGUAGAUGCAAUUAUGCUAUCACUUAGUUAA
This is a messenger RNA of Phytomonas sp. Hart1, 2749 nucleotides long. NCBI's taxonomy places the organism in Eukaryota, Euglenozoa, Kinetoplastea, Trypanosomatida, Trypanosomatidae. The record is from the annotation of a GenBank genome assembly.